UCUCUUGAUCCAUUCAGAAGUCUCUCUUGGGUGGCUGUCCAUUUUCUGGCAAGAUGACCAGCACUGUCAGGCAAUAUACCUCCUCCUCCUCCAUGAAGGGUCCUGUGAGUUUUGGUGGGGGCUCCUCUCGGCUUUCCUCUGUGCAUCUUGGAGGAGGAUACAGAGCCCCAAGCAUCCACGGCGGAGCUGGUGGCAUCUCCAUCUCUUCUUCCCGCUAUGUCUCUGGUGUGGGCAGCUCCCUUGGUGGUGGCUAUGGGGGAAACUAUUACAGCAGCAACUUUGGCAGUGGCUUGGGUGGAGGCUUCGGGGGCAGCUUUGUAGUUGGUGGCGGGGAUGGCCUCCUGGCUGGGGGAGAGAAGGAGACCAUGCAGAACCUGAAUGACCGCCUGGCUGCCUACCUGGACAAGGUGCGUGCCCUGGAAGAAGCCAACGGUGAGCUGGAGAUUAAGAUCAAAGAGUGGUACAAGAAACAGGGACCUGGUCCAGACCGUGACUACAGCGCAUAUUUCAGGGCCAUUGAAGACUUGCAGAGUAAGAUUCUAGCUGCCACCAUUAGCAAUGCCAGCAUUGUUCUGCAGAUUGAUAAUGCUCGUCUGGCUGCGGAUGACUUCAGAACCAAAUUCGAGACGGAACAAGCUCUCCGUAUGAAUGUUGAGGCGGACAUCAAUGGUUUGCGCAGAGUCUUAGAUGAACUGACCCUGUCUAGGGCAGAUCUGGAAAUGCAGAUUGAGAAUCUGAAAGAGGAACUGGCUUACCUGAAGAAGAAUCAUGAGGAGGAAAUGAAUAUUCUCCGAAGCCAACUGGGUGGAGAAAUCACCGUGGAAAUGGAUGCUGCUCCUGGAGUGGAUUUGACCAAGAUCCUGUCAGAGAUGCGUGAGCAGUAUGAGGCCUUGGCGGAGAAGAACCGCAAAGAUGCUGAGCAGUGGUUCUUCACCAAGACCGAAGAGCUGAACCGUGAAGUUGCAACAAACACAGAACAACUGCAGAGCAGCAAGACGGAAAUCACAGAACUGAGGCGCACCGUCCAAGGCUUGGAAAUAGAUCUCCAAGCUCAGCUCAGCAUGAAAGCGGCAUUGGAAGGCACCCUGGCAGAGACAGAAGCCCGCUACGGCACCCAGCUCGCCCAGAUCCAAGCUCUGAUCACCAGCGUGGAGGAGCAGCUGGCAGAGCUGCGGUGUGACAUGGAACGCCAGAACCACGAGUACAAGAUCCUCCUGGAUGUCAAGACCCGCCUGGAGCAGGAGAUCAGCACCUACCGUCGCCUGCUGGAGGGAGAGGAAGCCCACAUCAGUUCUCAGUACAAUGCAGCUGUGUCACAAGCUGGGAGAGAUGUGACAAAGACUACACGUCAAGUCCGCAUGAUCGUUGAAGAGGUUGAAGAUGGGAAGGUAGUCUCAUCUCGGGAGCAGGUCAAACAGUCGAGCUACUAGAAGGACCAGUUCUACAGUGGUGUAGUUACAUCUGAGAGAGGCUGUCACAGCAACAUCUCCAGGCAUUCAGUAGCAAAUAGUCUAUGCCCAUGCUCAUGAAAUCUUUGCAGAAGAAGCAGAGGCACCUGGUUCCACAGUUUUUUCAGUGUUCUGCCUCACCUUUCAUGCCUGUCACAUAACUACCCUGCAUGUUAGCAACUAAUAAAAGCUUGUUUCUCCAGUCAUACAAAUGCCAGCUGUUUUAAUAACAGUAAAAUAGGCUUCUUAGACUUGACUACCACAAACUUGUGUGAAAGUGUGAAAAAGGGAUUUCCUAAGGGAAGGAGCCUCUCCAACUGGAAGAUUCAGUGGACAUAGCAGUGUUUUAAUGAAUGUAUGUAAUUCUACCUCACAGAAACUACAUCUAUGUGGGGAAUAUUGGGGAUAUUUGUUAGUUGUUGAAGCAAACUGAAGUAAAGAAACUGUGGAAUCACAUGUAGUGAAACACUCUCCAAGUCAGUAUUUUGUACCAGAUAAAACUUUUAUGGAAGCUGAUUCAUUUUCACUUGCUUUCUUGUAGUAGCAGAA
Eublepharis macularius is the source of this 1997-nucleotide messenger RNA. Its product is annotated as keratin, type I cytoskeletal 14-like. Lineage: Eukaryota; Metazoa; Chordata; Lepidosauria; Squamata; Eublepharidae. Gene Ontology annotation, cellular component: keratin filament. The record is from RefSeq and is a predicted model, not a curated record. The transcript has 8 exons. Bases 54 to 1430 code for a protein of 458 amino acids. Gene Ontology annotation, molecular function: structural molecule activity.